Messenger RNA from Microdochium trichocladiopsis, 2691 nucleotides. Its product is annotated as armadillo-type protein. The coding region runs from base 83 to 2518 and encodes 811 amino acids. The record is from RefSeq and is a predicted model, not a curated record. The transcript is spliced from 2 exons. Gene Ontology annotation, molecular function: small GTPase binding; actin binding. NCBI's taxonomy places the organism in Eukaryota, Fungi, Ascomycota, Sordariomycetes, Xylariales, Microdochiaceae. Gene Ontology annotation, biological process: actin cytoskeleton organization.
GUGGUCGGUCAAGGCUUCCUGUGCAGACAAGGCCCUUUGGACGCGAGGUAGUUGGCAUUCACCGCUCCGAACUCCACACAUCAUGGCUCCGAGCUUCGAGGGCAAUGCCAGAUUGGUUCGAGACGAAUCGUCGCAGAAGCACCAGUCCCAACAUCAGCGAUCCAAGUCAACUGGCGUUUUCAAGACUUUCAUGCACCGAAAAAACGAAUCAGGCGUAGCUGCCUUUUCGCCAGCCGACAUUUCAGACCAGUCUUCGAGAUUUCCCACAGCUAUGGCGCCACCUGACCAUGCUGGACCGGGACCUCUUUCUGAAAUAGAGCACAACCAGGCCGAUCGAGCCCCUCGAUCACCAACGAAAGGAUCUGCAUCAAGGGCCGCCUCGAGGUCGCCGACCAAAUUCGCAUUCAGCUCGAUCUCCAAAUUUGCUAAGAAAGACAACGAAGCACCGCAAAGCCCCCAUAAGACGAAGUCCGCCACAAAUCUAGGCGGUCUGUUGGGUAGACCGAAAAGUCUGAGGAACCUCCACGGCUUUAGCAGCGAUGAGGACAUAUCAUCGCGGAAAGAUAAGGAGAACAGAACCCCGCCGACCUCAAUGCCUAUACAGGACUAUUCUAGGCCUCCGAUCUAUGCUCAGUUCUCCAGUGGGGCAUUGGAGAAGGAGAACGGACAGGACGCGGAGGUCAAACAUACCGCGUCAGCCACUAAAACUCCUCCCUCAAGCUUUGUACAGCCCAGGCCUUCCGCGAAGCCUCGCCCUCAAUCUUAUCAUGCCCAGCCAAGCCCGAGACAAGAGAGCCAAGGAUCCUCGGGAUCCCAUGAGCGAGGCAAGCCCAUAACAUCCCGCAUGACAAUGGGUAUCAAGGCGUUCACACGACGGCAAACUUCCAAGGAGAGCUCAUCUUCGCCGACCCCAGAACCAGAGACUGAGUUCCAGCUUGACCCCAAAGACAUCGAACGCCACCUUGAAGCCAUGCUAGAUCGUCGCAAUAUCCCGGAACACCAGCGGUACAAAAUGCGCAAUCUGGCAGAUACCAUCAAAAUGGAGUUCAUCCGCCAAGACUGGGCAGAAACAAGAGGCAGCGCCAACUUGACAAGACCUCCAAGCCAUGGGGGCGAAUCAGGCACGCCCGAGUCACAGAGCAAGGAUGGCAGCAAGAGCAAGAGAAGCCGAAGUCGCGGCUUCACACUCUCGCGAAACACGGCAAAGAAGGGGGAUGCAGGCUCUCCAACCAAGAAGAAAAGUGACGGGACGAUAGGACGCCACUUCCGGAGCAGGUCGACAGACAGCAUUGCCAGCGAGAGACCUUCUUCAGCUGCUUCGAACCAGACGAGCGGCAUACUUGCCAAGAUCAAGCCACAACAAGGUCCAUCAGACUAUGUUGCUUAUCUGCGCAAAGUGCAGAGACCAGAGUUGGUCGAGGUUGGCAAACUUCACAAACUGCGGCUGCUGCUCCGUAACGAAACGGUAGCGUGGGCUGAAGAUUUCAUACGCCAAGGCGGCAUGCAGGAGAUUGUAGGCUUGCUGAAUAGGAUCAUGGAGGUCGAGUGGAGAGAGGAGCACGAGGAUGCUCUACUCCACGAGACUUUGCUGUGCCUCAAAGCACUUUGCACCACAGCGCUUGCACUGCAAUAUCUACAAACUAUCCAGGGCGAGCUCUUCCCAGCCUUGCUCCACAUGCUCUUCGAUCCAGAGAAGAAAGGACCCAGCGAAUUCACCACGAGAAACAUCAUCACGUCUGUAUUGUUCACAUACAUUCAGUCAGCGCCGCCAGCAGAUCGUCCUAUUCGUGCGCGGACGGUGCUUGGGCAUCUCCGUGAUCCUGAACCGAAAGAGGAGGAACGCCCACACGGCUUUCUUCUGGAGAUGCAUAGAGAACGACCCUAUCGCGUUUGGUGCAAGGAAGCAGUCAGUGUCACCAAGGAGGUCUUCUGGAUCUUCCUGCACCAUCUGAACGUCGUCUACCUGCCGCGGGAGAAAGAGGCAUGCGCAAACCAUCCGGUCGCAAACAUCGACAAUGCUACUUACAUGCAAAUUCACUUUCCUCAGGAGAGACCACCAGUCCCUGCAGCUCCAUAUGUCGGCGGCGUGGAGUGGGAUGCCACAAACUAUCUUGCUUCACAUCUUGAGCUUCUCAAUGCCAUCCUCGCAUGUACUCCCGGAGUUCAGGAGCGCAACAAGCUCAGAGGCUUGCUCCGUAUCUCCGGCUGGGAGCGGUGCAUGGGAGCAAGCAUGCGACUUUGCAAGGAGAAGUUCUACCCUGGUGUGCAUGACGGCUUGCGGACGUGGGUCGCCGCUGCCGCUGAUGAUGGUUGGGACGUACGAGAUGUUCGAUAUGGACCCCCGCCAGAACCAAAGAGUCCAAGCAAGAAGUUGUACGGCGGAAAUGAGAGUCCGAAGAAAGUCAAGGAUAUUGAGCCUCCGCCAAAGAUCGACCUGCCAAAGUUUGACUUUGGCAUUGACGGGCCGCAAACACCACGCGUGGGCGUCUCCUCGACUGCCGAAAACUGGCUAUCUUGAACGAGGGCAGCCAUGAAGCAAAAAACUCCCUGUACCGUGCACUGUCAAACGGCCUUCACGGCGAAGGCUGUUGGCAUGUGGGCUUCCCGUCUAUGGUAUUUUUUGACUUUUGCUUGUAUACUGUUGCGUUGGAUCGGACACGGCGUUUGCUUGUUUUCCUAUGGGUUAAUUCU